This is a messenger RNA of Octodon degus (degu), 835 nucleotides long. It is a transcript of the gene Nfyb, whose product is annotated as nuclear transcription factor Y subunit beta. Gene Ontology annotation, molecular function: DNA-binding transcription activator activity, RNA polymerase II-specific; protein heterodimerization activity; RNA polymerase II cis-regulatory region sequence-specific DNA binding. Bases 153 to 776 code for a protein of 207 amino acids. Gene Ontology annotation, biological process: regulation of transcription by RNA polymerase II. Gene Ontology annotation, cellular component: nucleus; CCAAT-binding factor complex. The record is from RefSeq and is a predicted model, not a curated record. NCBI's taxonomy places the organism in Eukaryota, Metazoa, Chordata, Mammalia, Rodentia, Octodontidae. The transcript has 8 exons.
CGGGGUCCCCGGGGUCCCCGGCCCGCCGCUCGCGGAGAACGCGCGUCCGCGGCCUGGCCCGCGCCGCCGCAGGCUGACGUUGGGCCAAGCCUGGACACCCCUUUAGACAGCUGUUCUUGAGCACCACCAACAGGACAGUUCUUCGGCGUUUCAUGACCAUGGACGGCGACAGUUCCACCACAGACGCGUCGCAGCUAGGGAUUUCUGCAGACUACAUCGGAGGGAGUCACUACGUGAUCCAGCCCCACGACGAUACGGAAGACAGCAUGAAUGAUCAUGAAGACACAAAUGGUUCAAAAGAAAGCUUCAGAGAACAAGACAUUUAUCUUCCCAUUGCGAAUGUGGCCAGGAUAAUGAAAAACGCCAUACCUCAGACUGGGAAGAUUGCAAAGGAUGCCAAAGAGUGUGUUCAGGAAUGUGUGAGCGAGUUCAUCAGCUUCAUAACAUCGGAGGCCAGCGAGCGGUGCCACCAGGAGAAGCGGAAGACCAUCAAUGGGGAGGAUAUCCUGUUCGCCAUGUCCACCCUGGGCUUCGACAGCUACGUGGAGCCCCUGAAGCUGUACCUUCAGAAGUUUCGGGAGGCCAUGAAGGGAGAGAAAGGCAUCGGCGGUGCCGUGACGGCGGCAGACGGGCUCAGUGAGGAGCUCACGGAGGAGGCCUUCACUAACCAGUUACCGGCUGGCUUAAUAACCGCAGACGGUCAACAACAAAAUGUUAUGGUUUACACAACGUCCUAUCAACAGAUUUCUGGUGUUCAGCAGAUCCAGUUCUCAUGAUCGGAAGGCAGUGGAAGACGUGGCCUGCGGCUCCGGCAGCAGCGUCGGGACUGGGGACG